This is a messenger RNA of Vicia faba (fava bean), 1203 nucleotides long. The record is from the annotation of a GenBank genome assembly. NCBI's taxonomy places the organism in Eukaryota, Viridiplantae, Streptophyta, Magnoliopsida, Fabales, Fabaceae.
AUGGUCGUUCAAAUUAUUCAAAUUACUCAAGUUCAAUCAUUCGAGCGUCUUUCAUUCACUCAUGUUACAGUACAUGUCAUUUCAAGAUUACAAAACAAAGCUACAAAGGCCCUAUUGAAACUUAGGGGCAUUAAUUAUAAAUGGCAUGAGUUUUUCAAUAACACCAACAGAGUUGCAGUUGUUUUGCUAUGGUUACCUGUUGUGCUGAUAUACUUCAUGGAUUUGCAAAUAUGGUAUUCGAUUAUCUCUACCGUUGUUGGUGGUACGAUUGGUUUGUUUUCACAUUUGGGUGAAAUUCGGAAUAUCUCACAACUAAGGCUUCGGUUCCAGUUCUUUUCCAAUGCAAUGCAGUUCAAUCUGAUGCCAGAGGAGAAGCUACUAAGUCAGCAGGCAACGUUGCUGAGGAAGCUUCGCGAUGCCAUCCAUCAGUUGAAAUUACGAUACGGACUUGGUAAACCCUUCACAAAAAUUGAAUCAAGCCAAGUGGAUGCCACCAGGUUUGCUUUAUUAUGGAAUGAGAUUAUCAUAACUUUUAGGGAGGAAGAUAUCCUUAGUGAUCGAGAACUAGAACUCUUGGAACUGCCACCAAAUUGCUGGAAAAUUAGGGUAAUUCGAUGGCCGUGUUUCCUUCUAUGCAAUGAGCUACUACUUGCUCUCACUCAGGCAAAAGAGCUGGAAAAUGAGUCUGACACAUCACUUUGGUUGAAGAUAUGCAAGAGUGAGUAUCGCCGGUGUGCUGUCAUUGAAGCUUAUGAUAGCAUUAAAUACUUAUUUCUUAUGAUUCUUAAAGUUGAUAAGGUAGAGUUUUCCAUUGUGACUAAUAUAUUCAGGGAAAUAGACUACUACAUUCAGGAGGGUAGGUUAACAGAAAAGUUCAAGCUAUCGCAUCGCGAGCUUGUUGGUGUGACUGAUAUAGAUAGGUGGACUCUUCAUCUAGCUAGAAGGCCUGUUAAAGAGUUUGUGCUGGAAAUCUGGAAAGGGCAACGUUAUAAGAUACCUUCGUGUUUAUUUUCUUGUCAAGGUUUACAUCAUCUAGAAUUAUUUAACCGUUGGAUUAAACCCCCAUCAUCUUCUACUGAGAAAACACAGGAUAAUUCAAAUGCUGCUUCAACACAAGUCCUACUGGCCACUUGGAACUCAACCUGUAAAAUCGCAUCAAAACAAUCCACAAUCAGAACCAAAACUAACAAGCCAAUGACAUAA